AUGGAUUAAUAGCGUUCAUCACUUUGUGUAAGUUUGCAUAAUGUAGAAUUUGCAAAGGAUUACCAUUACUUCAUUACUGUAUAAUUAAAUGUGGAUGGAGAGAAGAAAAGAACCGAUGUGAGUGCCUAAGUGGCAGCUCCAGUAUUUGCAGCUAGUACUUUCAUAAUACCACUUUCUAAUUUUAAAUUGGACAUUAAUGAUUACUUACAUUUCGAAGCAUAUGUGGUAACGGAUCGGGAAUAAGGACGUGGACCUGAUUUGGACAAUUAGGGUUAAGCAAGACUAUUAGGAGAGUGCAUUUUGAAAUUGGGUGAUUUUACAGGUCCAUUGACAGAUAUAAGUGGAACAGGAGUGAGAUAGCAUUUGAAAUUUGUUCGUAGAAAUGAUAAGUAAGUAACAGUGGGGAGAUUUAUUGUAAAUCUUAAAUUAGUGGGAGAACAAAUAAUCCCAAUAAAUGAUGAGAAACCAUUGGAAUCAGAUGAAAUAUUUCAACCUCUCCCAGCAUCCGAUCCAUUCAUGAGUUUUACUUGGAGAUUAAGAGUAGAUAUAAGGGCGUGUAUGGAUAUGCCCUUACACCGUGAUUCUCAGUCUGGGUUACCCAGAGGUUUUGUGAAAUUGGGAUGGUCACAAUAUGAUAAUCAACCUCCAUCUGAACAUCAUAUGCAUUUAACAAAGAUUAGGGAUUAAAAUCGACAUCCGAUUUGGAACUAGCAAUUUUUGAUCCCAAAUCCAUAAACAGUGACCACUCUGGAUGGGUAUUUAUAUCUCAGUUUGGUGGAUGACAUUGGAUAGAGAGAAAUCGAGAGUGUUUAUUUUCCAAUUUCAUAGAUGAGACCAUUCUAGCCAAUGAACUUUGAAUUGCAAUUUAAAUAUGCAGAAUAUGAAGCUAGACCUAGAUUGUAUAUGUCAAUCACUUUGGAAAUGGCUGAUAAAUAGAGGUUCUUGGAUGAAUUGAUUGAUAUCAUUGUAAAGAUGGUUCAUUAUGAUCCUUUGCCAUAUGCAAGUAGAACCAAUUUGAUUAUGACUCUAAAUCAAACCAAAAUUAAAGAAGUGCCGUAUUCAGUCAUCGAUUUGAAAGGAGCUCCAACUUUGGCUCAAGCCUUAAGUAAUGCUCAAUCUGAUGUGUUUAUAUCAUCGAUAAUGAAGAUUCCACCACAUAAGGCUGAUAAAGUGUAUAAUGCAGUAGCAGUCUUUACACUGCCCAAAUCUUAAUUGGAAAGUGGAAUUGCAUUCUAUUUAGCCACUAGAGAUGACACUAUCUAAUCUAUGCAUUCAAUGCCAAAUGGAAUAGUUGGAUAUUCAGAAAUUAUUGAUGAUUGGCUCCGUAAGUUAUAUUACUCCAAGGAGAAGAAACAAGUCUUUUUCCCCAUUACUUGGUCUGAUGAAUCCAAACAGCGACCAUUAUUUAUGAAUAGUAGAUGUCAGGUUGAAUUGACUUGUAUGGAAGUUACAGAGAAUUCUGCAAUAAGUAGAGUCUCAUCAUCAAAGAAAUCAUAGAGAUUAAUACCCAGAACACCGGAUAUGAAGGCCUUGGCUGAAAAUGUUUCAGGAGCAGACAGGUCAAAGUGGGAUAUCUUGUCAAAGGAACUUUCACAAAAACAAGAGAUGAUACACAGAUUGAUGAAGGAAGUGGAUGACAAAACUGAGAGUCUUAAAAUUACAGGAACUGAAAUUGUUGAUUUAAGAAGACAGGUCAAAUUGUUAUAGAGUGAAAAUUCUAUUCUGAGAAAACGUUUAGCACAUGAGGAGUCUCUUGAAAUCUAGUCUAUUAUAACCAAGGAAAUUGCUGUUAUGUCAAUGGAGGAAUUGAGGUAAAAGAUAAUUAAAGUUGCUCAAGCCUAUCGUAAUGAAAGAGUGAGAAAUGAAGAAUUUGAAAAAGCUCUCAAAACUGCCUAGAAAGAUAUUGCUUCUGCAAGAUAACUCGAAGUAGAAUUGGAGUCAUUAUAAAGAGUCCAUUAGGAGAAUGCCAAGAAAAUGUUGGUCAUGCAAUAAGAAAUCCAAAAGGUUGGUGUUUAUAAGGAAGCUGUAAAGAAAUAAGAAACUGUGAUAUCAAAAUUAGAGAAAUUAAUGGAAACUUCACUAAAAGAUGCUUAAAAGGCUAGAUAAGCACAAUUAGAGGUUGAAUAACUUAAAAGUGAAAAUCUUAAUUUGUAGAAGUAACUGAAAGGAAUUGUAUAUGGAGAGGAUAUCGGAGAAUUAGAACGUUAUAAAUAAGAAUGCCAGAGAUUAGAGAAAAUUGUUGCUAAUAUGAAAGAGGAGCUAAGGAAUAAGAGACCUGUUAGCAAUAGUGGGGCAGAUUGGGAACAAGAGAAAAUGGAAUUGGAAGUAAAAUUGCAUAAGGCAAAUGCUAGAAUAGAGGCAUUAUAAGAUGAAAUGACUUAUAAUGCAAAGAAUUAUGCUAAGGAAAUAGCAUAAUUGAAAUUGAUAAUUGCAGAGAAACAAGCAUUAUUAGAUUCUUUGACGAUGGGUGGAUCAUGA
This is a messenger RNA of Paramecium tetraurelia, 2478 nucleotides long. RefSeq lists its product as uncharacterized. The transcript has 4 exons. NCBI's taxonomy places the organism in Eukaryota, Ciliophora, Oligohymenophorea, Peniculida, Parameciidae. Gene Ontology annotation, cellular component: peroxisome. The record is from RefSeq and is a predicted model, not a curated record.